AUGGUCUCUGCAAAGCUCCUCGGCCUCCUGGCCGCCUCUGCAGCCGUCCUCGCUCACCCGACGGACCGGCCGCUCUGUGCCGACGGCCAGACCCCGGAUACCACCGACGGGUUUCCGGCAUGUGUCCCACAGCCCGACGCCAUCAACAGCGUGCAGGGACACCAUCUCCCUGUUGAGAUGGCCGAUGACCUCGUCCGGCGUCAGGGACGACGCCCGCCGGCUAAGCUCAACCCUCGCGACCCUCCCGCAGGAGGCGAUGAAGCGCCCGAGUUAAUCAAUCAAAUGAAGAAGUUGUUGGGCAAGAUCGAAGAAGAGGAAUGGGAUACAAUUGUCUUGAGGGGGAGACUUGACCAAACUCCGCAACCCGCUUCAGUCUUGCAAAAAUUCGUCGACAAAUUUGCAUCCGACGAAAAGUAUCACGAUCUGGAAAGAGCGAUGAAGUCGAUAGCGGGUGCCUCAUUCAUGGACCGCCUUGCUUUUGAUAUCAGGAAAAACUUUGCCGCUGCAGACUCCGAACUCAACAAUCUCUUGGCGAUAUCAAACAAGUUGUUGAACACGCCUGUGGGCGAUGACGUGAAACAAGAAAACAAGGAACUAGCGGAUGCAGCGGCGGAUAAGUUGGACAACAUCGACAAGGCGGCAGAGGACGCAGACUCCAAGGUCGAACAAUAUCACGGAGACGCUAUCGCCCGCAUCAAGGAUGUUUUGCUGGAUCCUUUGCUCCCUAUAAAACUGACUUUUGCGGGUCCCAGAGCAACAGUCACGCCAAAUAACGUUGAGCUAUACAGGCUCGCCAGGUCCGAGGCUUGGUACCGGUUCUACGCGGAGGUGUUCGCCGAGUACAUUGCCAGGGAGGCCGACAAAUAUUGCGACGAAGCAACCACAGCUGGUACCAACAGCAUCGACGAAUUCAACGCAUUGUAUACGAAAGUAUUCGAGACGGCACACGCUUAUGCCGCAGCGGCCGACAACACUCGUGUGGAAUUGAAAGAGGAAGUGGGAAAAUUCGACGGGGACCGUAGCCCGUUGACCGAGUACGUUGGAAAGUUGUUGUCCAGCUUGCCCGAGGUUCCUGAGUCGGUUACGAACAUGAAGGCUGCCAAGGAGAGGGCAAACAAGUGCCAUGAUCAGACAACUUCUACGAGCACGACUACCGCUGCAACUAGCACCGAGACUGAGGAUGCCGUCAAGACCACGUCGACCGAGACUAAGGAUGCUACCUCACAUGAGACUACGAAGACCACGGAGGCUGGUGACAAGUCAACCACCACCACCACUCAAACUACCACCAUGACUGUCACUUCAGAGAUCGUCUCUGCGAAUGGUACGUCAAGUGCUCCGGCUAUCACGACCACGGCUGGGCCUGAAAGUGUGGAGGACGAAUGUAUCGAAGAGACGACUGCUUCUAGCAUGUCCAUGGGUCACUCCGAGUCCACCCAUGAUGAGCAUACAGCCAGUGCCACCGCCACAGCUACUACUGAGAACGAGGAUGAAUGCGUCGAGGACGAGGUGACCACGACGGCCUCUACCCCGGGUUCGGUAACUGCCACGUCCCAAGCCUCCAAGCCGACAAACACCAAGGCCGGUGUCCCGGCCGGGGUUGACGCUGACGAGGACCACGUCGAGAAGGAUGAGACGGCCACGACUACUUUGACUGCCACUGGCGAGGCCGCUAAGGCGUCGAGCACCAAGGCCGCUGUCCCUGCCGGGGAUGAUGCUGACGAGGACUGCGUCGAAGAGGAUGACGCGGCCACAUCUACUGCAACCGCCACUGGCGAGGCCGCUAAGCCGUCAAGCACCAAGGCCGCUGUUCCAGCCGCGGAUGACGAUGACGAUGACGAGGAUUGCAUCGAGGAGGACGAUGAGUCCAUCUCCAUGUCUCUGAACCACUCUGAAUCCACCGAUAUUGAACAUACAGAGCAUCACAGCGUCACCUCUAUCGAGGAGGAGGAGGAGGAUUGCGACGAGGAAGAGGAAGAGGAGGCGAUCACGACUACUGCAACCGCCACUGGCGAGGCCGCUAAGCCGACUAACACCAAGGCUGCUGUUCCAACUGAGGAUGACGAUGAGGAUGACGAUGAGGACUGCAUCGAUGAGGACGAUCUGGAACAUGGCUUCAGCUACUACGAGUCCAGCUCCAUCACCAACGUGACAAAUGUCAACAUCACCAACAUCACCAACAUGAUCACUCUCAUUUGCGAGUCGACAGCCCCUGGAUCGCGUUGCAUCCGCCGACCCGACGAUGAGAAGCGACCGGAAGAGGGUACUCUCCCCAAGACCAGCACCGGAAUCGAGCGUCCCGCGACCCCCACGUCCACCACCUCCACCAAGACUGUGGACGCCGGCCUCGAGGCAACUGGUGUGGUGAUCAUGUGCAGCUCGGUGACCACCGAGUCUGUCUGUGUCUGCCAGCAAGAGACUAGCGUGUCGACUUCGACGUCUGUCAAUAUCUCUACGACCCAGAUCAAUGUCGUGCUCGACUGCGCCGCCGGCUCAGACUGCACAGUCAACAAGACGUUUGAGAGCCCUAUCCCUGAGGAAGGCAAGCCCGGCAACGCUGUUACCCCCCCUGCUCUUCCCGCCUCGAGCGAGCACGGCAAGGUCGUUGUCCCUACUGCUACCUCUGUUGAGCAUGGUCCGACCUCCACCUCUGGAGCUGGUCAGCAGCAGCCGACCAAGGGCCCCGCGGGAGAGCCCAGCCCUGCUUCCGUACCGAAGACUGGCGACUCUGGGUCUAGCCCUCAGGCUCCCUCCAACAAGGAGGCUGAUGAUGCUGAUGUGCCGAGCGACGAGGGCCGUCCGGGUUCCCCGUCUGGCAAUGGAGGCGCUCGUCCUGGCCCCGUCACCCCGGGUACCAAUGCUACCACUCCCGCGUCUGCAGGAUCUUCUCCCGUCAAGCCAGACGCGGGAAGCAGCCGUCCGGCCCACGACGACGAGACGCCCCGGCCGGGCAAUGCUCCGGCUUCCGGGGAUGCCUCGGCCCCGUCUGGAGGUGACAGUGGCUCCCGUCCCAGCGGCGACAACGCCGCUGGCCAGGGCCCGACAAAGCCCCUCACCCCUCCUGCUCCGAUGGACAAGACUGCACCAGUCUCCCCAGCGGGCGAGCCCGGUUCUGAUGCACCUGGUUCAUCCCCUGCGACGCCCCCCGUCAUCGUGAGCGGUGCGUCGCACGCCAGGCCCUUCCUGUCCACACUUGCUGCCGCCAUUUUGGCCUUUAUGCUGUCCUGA
Purpureocillium takamizusanense is the source of this 3228-nucleotide messenger RNA. RefSeq lists its product as uncharacterized. The coding region runs from base 1 to 3228 and encodes 1075 amino acids. The transcript has a single exon. Lineage: Eukaryota; Fungi; Ascomycota; Sordariomycetes; Hypocreales; Ophiocordycipitaceae. The record is from RefSeq and is a predicted model, not a curated record.